This is a messenger RNA of Musa acuminata AAA Group (dessert banana), 1092 nucleotides long. Its product is annotated as transcription factor MYBS2-like. Gene Ontology annotation, biological process: response to ethylene; response to gibberellin. The transcript is spliced from 3 exons. The record is from RefSeq and is a predicted model, not a curated record. Lineage: Eukaryota; Viridiplantae; Streptophyta; Magnoliopsida; Zingiberales; Musaceae. Gene Ontology annotation, molecular function: DNA binding. Bases 239 to 1018 code for a protein of 259 amino acids.
GGAUGCAUUUGUUUCUGUAGAGAUCGAAUGUUAAUACCUUUGCACCUCAUUUCCCACUCUGAUUUAGGAUUGAAUUAUCUGUGAACAUGAUAGAAUAUUGUUGUUCAAAUUCUCGUUUGUUCUCUUCCGUUCAUCGAUGGCCCCAUUUAUCCUCACGUAGCGGUAAGCUGGUCAACCUGAUGCUGCAUUGGUCCGCUCUCGAAGGGUUCAUUCGAAGCAAUUCACACCCAAAGUCCUCAUGGAAGUCCACGAGGGAGCUCCGAUUCUAUAUACCUCGCAAGCGAGCAUGUUACGGGGGGUGGGGAAAGAGAUGAGUCAAGCGUCGUGCUUCAAGGCUUCGACCAUGGAGGCGGUGGUGGAGGAGCACAAGAGGGAGAAGGUAGUGAAGCUAUUUGGCGUCAGGAUUCUGGGGACGGCCGAAGGGGAGGAGGAGGAGGUGAUGAGGAAAUGCUGGAGCAUGGGUUGCUUGGCCUCCUGCACGGUCGCAUCUCCCUGUGCCGCCCCCGGCACCGGCGGCAGCAACCAGGCCUACGUCUCCGACAGCGGCCUGGACCAGUCUUUAAAGAGAGGGAGCAGGAGAGGCCAGGAAAGGAAGCGAGGAAUUCCCUGGACGGAGGAAGAGCACAGAACGUUUCUAGCUGGGUUGGAAAAGCUUGGGAAGGGGGACUGGAGAGGAAUCUCCAGGGAGUUUGUGACCAGUAGAACUCCAACCCAAGUAGCCAGCCACGCUCAGAAGUAUUUCCUUAGGAAGAACAAUCCCGGCAAAAGGAAGCGCAGGUCCAGCCUCUUCGAUGUGGUCACCUCUGAUCGAGUGGGGAUCUCGGACAGCAGCACUGUGGGAGAUGAUCCAGAUCUCCUUGGAGUAUCUUCGUCAUACUCAAGCUGCCAACCUCUCUCUUCUGAUGCUCCUCUGUCAGAUGAACCCAGUGAUUUGGAGCUGAGGAUUGCACUUCCUGCGCCACACAGUCUGACUAAAUUAGCUACUCAGGGAGCAGCAGGUGCAAUAAGGGUGAUCUGAUCACUUCUGUAACAUCUGUUCAUCUUUGUAAGUGACAUAUUCUGUAUAAUAAUAAAUGAAACGCUCAGAAGGUA